AUGAGACUUAUAGCAUUUGCGAUUCUUGUCGCGUCGACCAACGGGUUUUUGUUCCCGAGUGGUGGCGGCGGCGGCGGCUGCGGAUGUGGAUGCGGUGGAGGCGGUGGCGGCGGUGGCGGCUGCCUUCCAACUCUCGGAUGCUCGGUGGUGUCGUUCAAUGUGCCAACACUCAAAUUGCCACCACCGCCAACACCACCAUGUCCAUGCCCAUGCGGUGGACGCAAGAAGAGAGAGGCCGGUCAAGACCCCAAAUGUACCGAUCCGGAGCUUCGAAAGAUCAUUCUAAACGGUAUUCGUUCGAACACCAAGGAUUCUCGCGAUAACAUUGUGUUAAGUCUUAAUGAGAAAUACCAGGGAGUCAGAUACCUCGUGACAUGCCUCGAAGGCGAGAAUCAAUUCUCCUCAUCGGCUUCCGAUUUUUGCGCUGACGGAACUGACCAACAGACAUGCAUCGUUUCGAAAGCCGUCGACGCUUAA
This is a messenger RNA of Caenorhabditis bovis, 477 nucleotides long. The record is from the annotation of a GenBank genome assembly. NCBI's taxonomy places the organism in Eukaryota, Metazoa, Nematoda, Chromadorea, Rhabditida, Rhabditidae.